AUGAAUGUGUCUGAGAGUCCCAAAAUUGUUCAGCACGCUGGUACUGUCCUUUUAGGAAAUAUUUUGGAGCUAGUCAUCAUAUCCUUCUUCUCUGGAAUUUAUACAAUCCUAAUGCUUUGUUUGAUAUACCUUUUCUACCAAGGAAAAGUUAUAUCUAGGGCCAAGUCUUAUAUGUUUGCUAUUACUUUGCUGACAUUUUUCACAAUAGCAAUCAUAUGUUUAUAUGAUAUAAUUGAUGUCAUUCAAACUAUCCCAAAUCUGCUUAUUUUAGCAGAGAACCAGACAUUAGAAAACAAGUUUUCCAAGAUUAAUCAAGACAUUAAAAUUUAUAAUACUAUAAACUUGAGUUUGCAAAUAGUCAAUGCCCUAUUAGGAAAUACUGUUAUUGUAUGGAGGGCUCAAACAUUAUGGGCAAACCAUUAUAUUAUGGUCUUGCUGAAAGGUAUAUUAAUAGUGACCAUAAUUGCUUCAAUUUCAAAUUGUGUGCUCAACUCUAUUGGAUCAAUAGCUAUAUUUGACUUGUUGGAUUAUUAUUCAUUGUAUCUUCAAAUGAUACAAUGGGGACUAGAAAUAAUAAUGAAUUCAGUAGUCACAAUCUUAAUAGCAUACAAGGCAUGGUCUUAUCGACAAUCUGUCAAGACUUACCUAGCAAAAAACAAAAAGACUCAGAUUGAAAACAUUCUUGCUUUGCUUGUUGAAUCUGGCAUCUUGUACUGUGCUUUAUGGAUUGCUCUUAUAAUUUCAGAAUUUACAUCUAUUAAUGGCUUAGAAAUUGAUAUAUUUUCUAGCAUUAGCAUGGUUUUUACUGGAAUAUAUCCAACAUUGAUUAUGAUUGUGGUUAGUUUAAAUAGCACAGUUGAGGAGAUGUCAGGAAUUUCAAUUUCAACAAUCCAUACCUCUAUUCAGCAGGAGCUAGAGAAUACUAAUAUUCCAGCAGAAGCAGAAGUUUUUCAUUUACAAACUUUUUAUGAGCAUAAUAUUGUACCUAAUGCAGAAAUUAUUGAAGAAACUCAGCAAGACUAG
Molecule: messenger RNA, 1023 nt
Organism: Heterobasidion irregulare TC 32-1
Lineage: Eukaryota; Fungi; Basidiomycota; Agaricomycetes; Russulales; Bondarzewiaceae
Exons: 8
Coding region: 1-1023 (340 amino acids)
Source: RefSeq, a predicted model, not a curated record